Messenger RNA from Penaeus monodon (black tiger shrimp), 1653 nucleotides. RefSeq lists its product as uncharacterized. Lineage: Eukaryota; Metazoa; Arthropoda; Malacostraca; Decapoda; Penaeidae. The record is from RefSeq and is a predicted model, not a curated record.
UCUGGCCUCAGCGGCGGAGGAAGCGGCGAGGAGACGUCGACCACACAAGCUCCCGCCAACAGCAACACGAGGGCUUCUCAAAGCGGUGGCGGCGGCGAAAGACUGAGGGACGGAGGCGGCUUCGCGGGGGCGCUGAGGCGCCUGGGGGGCGUCCUUCCCAUGAUGGCCUCUCGCAUCGCCUCCAGGAUGGGCGGUAGGCGACGCAGGGCGGUCGAGGAAGAGCUCUCCCGGGACGCCCCAGCCGCGGAGGCCGACCAGAAUGAACUCGAACCUGCUUCACCAUCUCUCUCUGCGCACGACCUCGACACCCUCAGGGACAUGAGCCUCUUCUACUCCAGCCUCAGCGAAACCAACGGCACGAACAUCGAGAAACCUUCACCCGAAGAAGUCCUUAUUCACCGCAAAUACCUCCUAGGCCUCCUGAAGCAGCUCAGAAGCCAGAAACGGGUGGCCCUUCCGUCCCAAAACGAAGGGCUGCUUGCAAGCGCAGCCGCCGAAAAUAGCACCUUCGUUCCUACAGGAAGCGAACAAGAGGAGGCUGCAGCCAAUCCCGCCGAAGGCCCCAAGACACGACCUGACAUCAUCCACGGAGGCGUCGACAGAAUUGGACAAGUUGCUGAUGACGUGAGUCUGUAUUAUGUUCAUUGCGUUUCCUAUGGCUAUUCAGGUCGCCGACAUCCAGAGUCUGGACCCGAGCGCGGCCGCCUCCUCCUGCACCAAUUCCAGACGCAGGGUUCCCUGAACCUCCUUCCCCCUGGCCUCCUCGGACAAGCCCCGCCCCCCACGCCCCCGCCCACGCAGUUCGACCUCCUCUUCGGACAGCAGCAGCUAGGGCAGCCUGCCCCCGUCGCUGCUGUCGGUGGCGCUGCAGAAUGGGGCGCCGCCACUCGGCCGGGGGGCUUCGACCCCGCCACAGGGGAGCCGCUCCCCCCGUCCCUGCUCCUGGGCGACCCGAGCCAGUUCUCGGACUACGUGGCCCUCGCCAACGCCCUCCUCGCCCACGAGCAGGCGACGGCGGCGCCAAGCGUGGUGAUGGUGGACCGCCUGGACUUCCAGGAGUUCGGCGUGGCGGACCAGCCGUCCUCGCUGCCUUUCAACGCGUCCGACCUGAACCGCCUGCAGCUCACGCCGGUGGCGUCGACGGUCCAGAACACCCGCAUCACCACGGAGCUCUCCACGGCCAUCACCAACUUCAUCAACAACAUCAGCGACGCCAUCAGCCAGUUCAUCACGGACCUGCAGGCUGCGAUCGACGCCAACCCUGCGGUGGCGUUGCUCCUGCUGCUGCCUCUGCUCUUCCUGCCCUUCCUCUUCAACCACAAGGGCGGGGGCUACGGCGGGGGCUACGGCGGAGGCUACGGUCACAGGAGAGUCUACUACCCGCCCACUGCUCGGGCACUCCUGGCAGAGUCGCUGGCGGAGAGGAUUCUCUCGAGCAUCGAGGAUUACCGGAAACUUUUUUCGCCGGACGACGCCAGCCACGAGCCAGGCCUCCGGCACCUUCCUCAGAUAAGCGUGCAGCUCACGCUUACCAUUUACAUUUCCCUGAAGAACCAAGAGCAGAACCACUGCGUUGGGAGCCUGAAAAAUGCAUUUUUGGGUUUGGUGAAGAUUAGUGCAGCAAAUGGUUCCAACCGUGAGCCGAAUCCCUAG